This is a messenger RNA of Paramacrobiotus metropolitanus, 1226 nucleotides long. RefSeq lists its product as uncharacterized. Bases 240 to 968 code for a protein of 242 amino acids. The record is from RefSeq and is a predicted model, not a curated record. The transcript has 3 exons. Lineage: Eukaryota; Metazoa; Tardigrada; Eutardigrada; Parachela; Macrobiotidae.
CGAUAGUUUUCUUGUCUCAACAACAUGAAAAUUAUUUGUUUUGCUGGCUCAUAAUUUAAUUUUAUGAAGAGCCUUACAAUUCAGACAGACAGCAAUGAAAAAGGCUUGCUCAUCAUACGCGAGAUCGCAGCCGCUGUCGGUGUCCCAGAACGGAGCAGCGGAAAAUGCCGCAAAUCUGCGAGAGGUGACGGUAGAAUGGUAUCCGCAGCUUCAGCACGGUUGGGAAGAUUUCCGUAAAUAUGCCCCAGAAAUUCGCUGGCGACGGCUUAUUGCCUUAUUGGGUCUCACUGAAGUGCUCUUGGUAUUCAUCAUGUUUGCCAUUCAAAUGUGCGGCUUCUUUAUGCAUGGGUCUCUGUUGCUUUCCAGUUUCGCUGUACUUAGCCGAUCAGAAAGAUUUCGAGUCGAUUUCAGGAUGUGAUUGGCCGUAUUGUGAUGUUAGUUUCCACAUGCGCUUUGCCGUCGCCACGUACAUCGUGUCGCUGUUAGCCGGUUCGACCGCUUUCCUGGUAGCCGGAGAACAUCUAAAGCCCAAAUCCCGCUUUCGGCUAAAGAUUUUCGGCAUUAUUAUCAUUCUGGUCAAUCUCGGACAGACCGUAAUGUUAGGCAUUUUGAAAACCCGCAAUGUCAUCAUGGGAAUCAACAUCAGUAAUCCACGAAAUGAUCCCUCGGCCACGACGCUCACGACUGACGAGAUACGUCUGCUCGAUGGAUUGAAAAAUUCCCUCAUAGCCAUGGUUGUCACCUCCGGCGUGCUGCUGUUAACGCUGGCAUUACUGCUCUUGGUCAACGCGCUGCGCCACCACGCAAGGCAUACCAAAUGUGCAGUAAUCGAGCGGCGCUAUGAGAAAGUACCCGGCCACACAUCUCCAUCGGGACGGGAGUAUUCCUACGCUGACAUCCAAGAAAUUAGAAAGUUAACCCGGUUAGAAUCAAACGCGGCGCAACUGCUGACGGGCCCGGGUCCGUGAGAAAAAAAUGCGCAGCAUUUACCUGAUGCUGUAAUGCGCCGCUGCUCGCAUUUUGGCUUUGUGCUUUAUGCUGUUUCCUAAAAAGUGCGUCUUACUGUAUUUCCCAGUGAAUUUGCUGAUGUUUCGUUUUAGAUAAAAUACGGAUAUUUUAUACUGACGUCCAUCGUGUUAACUAUAUUCACAGGCAGACGAAAGGACCAAACACGUGGCUAAAUUUGUGCUCUUUUUUUAAUAAAUUAAGUACAAUUUACGACCAGA